CUUUUUUUCAAAGACGGCAUGCCGCCUAGAUGAAUCUUGUUGGAUGCCUGGCCGUUCGAUUUUAUUUAUUCCUCAUACCUAACUUAACCUACUUAGUAGAGAGGCGUACAUGCAUAUAGAUGAGAAGCAUUAGUAUGUGCGAGGUAAAUGGAAGUCGUACUGUUAUUUUAAAUGAGUUUAUCGCGUUUAUAAGAUGGCCGGAGAUGGACCCUCCGCUGAGGCUCACGCCGGAGAGAUAUUGUCAUGCGUAUCAUGCAGAAAUCGGAAGCUCAAGUGUGAUCGCACCAAGCCUCGCUGCAACCGCUGCGAGAAAGCUAAGCUUGAAUGUGUCUUUCCCGAAUCCCGAAGGAAACCAGCCUUCAAGCGACGGAAUGUAAGGGAACUCGAAGCUCGCCUGGCUCAAGUUGAAGUGCUUCUGAGGGAAACAAACCAGAACCGGUCGCAGGGUCAGGAGGCUGUGCAGCCGAUUAACGAUCAAGCCGCUGAGCUCUCAGAGACUGAAAAUAUUCUCUUUCAAGGCAUUGACUUCACAGAUUCUAUGCCCUCGUUGGACGAUGGCAACGCAUUCGCAUUCCAACAAGAGCCGGCAAUCACACACUCGACCGCCAAUUUGGACAACAAUCAUGGCCAAGAUAAUACCCCUUUUACGGGCGACCUCAUAGGCCUUGGUGGGAUAUUCGAAAGUUUACCCCCUUUUGAUAUGAUGGAGGACCUAAACCGAAUCUUUUUUGAGCGUCAGGGCCAUCUAAUCCCCAUAAUCCAUCCCUCACGCUACCUGCAGGCCUUUUAUUCGGCACCGCAUAUGAAACCGCCCAUGUGUCUGCAGUACGCAAUCUGGGCACUUGCUGCGCAUGGUAAUCCGAAAUAUGGAGCCUGCAGUGAUGUUUUCUAUCGCCGUGCCCGACAGUAUGCCGAGUUGGAUGAGAUGAAAGGCUACGGUGAACAUUUCAUUACUGUCGCUCAUGCCCAGGCGUGGUGUGUCAUAGCCACAUACGAGGCCAAACUGUUGCUGUUUACCCGAGCGGCCAUGAGCGGUUCCAGGGGGGUUAGGCUUGUUCAAAUGAUGGGUCUCCAUCGGCUCGACGGUAGCGCAGAAGAGAUAUGCCCAACCCUCGUACCCCCAAGAGAUUGGAUUGAGUUGGAAGAACGACGGCGGGUUUUCUGGGGAAUCUUUUGCGUCGACAGCCAUUGUUCUAUUUCAACUGGCUGGCCGUUUCUUAUCGAUUCUUCCGAGAUUACGACUCUCCUCCCUGCUCCGGAACAUGCGUUUUUGAGCGGCGAGGAAGUAGAAACAUGUAGUAUACAGGAAGCCUUGAAAGGAAAAACCUAUUCUUCCUUUUCCGGAGCUGUCCUAGUUUGUCACAUAUUCAAUCAAAUCCUCAAGCACAUUCAUCGACCCAAAUCCACAGAUAACCCUGAUAAUUACGAGUAUGGCGAAUACUGGCAACGCCAUCGUGAGCUCGACAAUACGCUCUCAAGCGCUUUUAUGUAUCUCCCUGCGUCUUUUCGGCUACCAGAUAACUACCGUGACCCGGUUGCUGUACACACGAAUCUUAACCUCCAUGCAUCAACCAUCUGCUUGCACCAUGCCGCGAUCGAGAUGAUAGAGGCUCAUAAAUUGCCGGAGAGUGCCAAGAAGAUCUGUCACGAUCGCCUGAGCACGGCUGCGCAGGAAAUUGUCAACAUCGUUAGGUUGACUAGUCAUGUGAAUUCAAGCCCCAAAAGCCCAUUAGCCGCGUUAUCGCUAUAUUGCGCAGCCUCGGUCUACGUAUACCUGUGUCAAGAAACACAGACACCCACCAAUGUUGAUAACCUUGACUUUGUCAUUGCUGCCAUGCAGGCCUUUGGAAAGAAUCACUCUAUUACACGAGCUUUCCUUCGCCAAGUAGUAAUCGAUAUCGAACGAAAUGGGAUUCAAGACAUUGUAGGGUUGGCCUCCCUCGAUAAUCUCGGACCAGAGUUCCGAACCCAAAUUACGCACAACAUACCUUUACUCGCUCGCUCUAAGAUAUCGCGCCAUUCGCAAGUCCAACCACCACUGCCGGGUCGACUGCCGCUCGGCAAGCCCAUGGGGGAAAUGAUUGUCGAGGAUAGUAUGGACUGCGAACACGGGACUUGGGUCUCGGAUGUCAACGAGAACGAAUUGUCUUUGACGGAAGCUCGGUCUUCUAACUAUAUGAACUACAUGAAGAAUAAUAAACGAAAACGCGUCGCUCCCUCACACGGUACUAGCACUCUAGAUAGCCUAUCCGAGAGUUGCGACUCGCCCUGGGUUACAAAUAUCCAAGAUCGGAUCUCGACCAAUCCCUCAACCCAUUCUUCCCCCGAAGACCCCGUGUCUGUCGGGACGUCGGCAUAUCCCACCCUCUACCCCUCGGGCCCCGGUAUGGCUUUCCAAGGGCCAGGUCAGGAUUUACCGCACCGCACCAACUCGCCCCGUACGAACGCGAGCUCCCACCUGACAGCAUCGCAAACCCAUAGCAACAGCGGGUUAUACCCGGUCAGCCGCUGGAAUCUCACGGGCAUGUACACAGAAAACAAUGGCCGACCCCUCCAAGGCGAAGCCAGCCCGUGCAAUUUGUCCGCGAACAAUGAUCACAUACCCUGGUUUAUCACGAGCGAAAACGUUAGCGUGGAUUGGGGCGGGGCCAAGUUGAAUCUAGACCCCGACGUGACGUUACCGGGAUAAGUUAAGAGGAAACGAGAACAUGACCUACUAAUUUGUUUGGCGUAUAAAGGAGAAUUGUCGUAAAAGAAGCCAUGUUGUUUAUUUUUAUUUUUAUCAAGGACGGGCUGUACGGAUCAUGUCCUAGCGCUAUGAUAUCCCUCUCAGCCUAUGUAAUGUAUCAUAUCAUAUCAUAUCAUAUCAUUUAUACCUGUACAUUAUACUAUAUAGGUAUGUACUACCGUUGGACUAUA
Molecule: messenger RNA, 2919 nt
Organism: Daldinia caldariorum
Lineage: Eukaryota; Fungi; Ascomycota; Sordariomycetes; Xylariales; Hypoxylaceae
Exons: 10
Coding region: 194-2689 (831 amino acids)
Biological process (GO): regulation of DNA-templated transcription; DNA-templated transcription
Cellular component (GO): nucleus
Molecular function (GO): DNA-binding transcription factor activity, RNA polymerase II-specific; DNA binding; zinc ion binding
Source: RefSeq, a predicted model, not a curated record